Manihot esculenta (cassava) is the source of this 1481-nucleotide messenger RNA. RefSeq names its product ubiquitin-conjugating enzyme E2 32. Bases 354 to 1283 code for a protein of 309 amino acids. NCBI's taxonomy places the organism in Eukaryota, Viridiplantae, Streptophyta, Magnoliopsida, Malpighiales, Euphorbiaceae. The record is from RefSeq and is a predicted model, not a curated record. The transcript has 5 exons.
CCUAUUUAAACUGUCCUACUUUUCUAGUAGGCCUCCCUCUAUGCCCAGCCCACGUAAAUGGUCAGUAUCUGAAGAUGAUCCACUCGCAACGCAACAGAAAAAGGUCUAACCAAUAGCCACGAGCCACGUACCCAAUGAUGCGUCGAAUGACGUGUCAUGUCGACAGGUGAAGUCGUCAUCUCCAGCUCCUCUCAACUCAAUGAUAUCUUCCAUUAAAUUAAACGCUCUCCCUCUCUGUCAAAACCGUAUCUUUUAUUCCUUACCUGCGCCGGCCCCAACUACGGUUCUUAAUACGUGGCUGCUCAGUUGAACGGACACUGGUGGUUGGAUCGUCGAUCAGAUCAGGUCACAUCAUGGCUGAGGACAAGUAUAAUUUGAAGAACCCGGCGGUCAAGAGGAUUUUGCAGGAGGUCAAAGAGAUGCAAUCUAAUCCUUCUGAUGAUUUCAUGAGCCUACCGCUCGAGGAGAACAUAUUUGAAUGGCAAUUUGCCAUCAGGGGCCCCAGUGACACUGAGUUUGAGGGUGGGAUUUAUCAUGGACGGAUUCAAUUACCUGCAGAGUAUCCUUUCAAACCUCCUUCGUUCAUGUUGUUGACAUCGAAUGGCCGUUUUGAAACCCAGACAAAAAUAUGCUUAAGCAUUUCAAAUCACCAUCCUGAGCACUGGCAGCCAUCAUGGAGUGUACGGACAGCUCUGGUAGCUCUUAUUGCAUUCAUGCCUACCAAUCCAAAUGGUGCACUGGGCUCACUAGACUACAAGAAGGAAGAAAGACGUGUGCUGGCUGUCAAAUCUCGUGAAGCACCCCCUAGAUUUGGGACUCCUGAGCGUCAAAAGCUCAUUGAUGAGAUUCACGAGUAUAUGCUAAGCAGGGCACCACCAGUUCCUCAGCUAAACCCCGCACAGGAUUCUGAAGAACAAAAUACCAACAGGGAGGGAGAAGCCCAGUCAAGUUUGCAAGAAGAUGGAGCCAUAGCUGCACAUUCAAAUCCAGAUCCAGUAGAUGGAGAAAAUCUGGCAGUAGGUGAUAGGGUUAUCGAAGAAGUGCCUGAGGCUGCUGUUGAUGCGAAUCCUGGCACUGCAGAAUUGAGGGUAUCAAGAGAGAUUCCUGCUGGUGGUUCAAGUGAUCAGCUACUGCAUAAGCCAGAGACGAGAGCUCAAAAACCAGCAGAUGAUCGCUUGUUCACAUGGGCUGCUGUUGGACUCACCAUUGCAAUUAUGGUUCUUUUGCUGAAGAAGUUCAUGAAAUCCAGCGGAUAUGGUGCACUGUUCAUGGAUGGAUCAUAAAGCAGUGAUAUUCUUGUAGUUUGAGACAAACUGUGUUCUAAAGUUAUAGUGAGGGGAAAAAAAUGAAUAAACAAGACAAAAAGGUGGAAGGAAUUAGUCUACCAAGAUUUUCAUCUAUAUCGGUAUAAUUUGUAAUUAUAAAUUUUAAAGUGCUCGAUCAUUGUAAUUAAUAAUGUAGGUGAGCUACUCGUUUGCAUU